Molecule: messenger RNA, 2501 nt
Organism: Myxocyprinus asiaticus (Chinese sucker)
Lineage: Eukaryota; Metazoa; Chordata; Actinopteri; Cypriniformes; Catostomidae
Product: echinoderm microtubule-associated protein-like 1
Exons: 7
Coding region: 1021-1575 (184 amino acids)
Source: RefSeq, a predicted model, not a curated record
AGUACCCUCCAACAUCACCCCCCCCCAUUGACCCCUUGCUUGACAGAUACAUGGGGCACAAAAUGUAGUUUUCGAUACGCGCUCGGAAAUGUGUAGUUGUGCCCCUACUUAGAUGUUGUUUCUUCGUCACACAUCAAUGUCAAAUGUAAAUCAGGUCAAUCACUGAAACAUCAGCGCCACCUUGAGUAAGAAAUAAGUAUAUUAUGUAUGUGUGUACACAAAUGAGAGACUGAUAAUUCAACAUUGUCACACAGAAAAUCAACAUGAUAUAGUUAUUUAUGGGAAUAUAGUACUUAUUUGUCUGGUAAUAAACAAUUAAAUAUCAUGUGAUAGUAAACUUAAAUAGAUAUUAUUUAUGGAAGUGCAGAAACAUACCUAUGGUCUCUAAUGACUACUUUUGGUAGUUAAGCCAUUAUAAAAAAAUAAAUAAAAAUAAAUACAUUUUGGCCUUUUGUGUGUGUGUGUGUGUCAAACUAUUUAUAAGAGAUAGAUUGAGGAAUACUAAAGAGGUGUGGGCACAACUCCAAAAAAUGGAUGAGGUCCCAGGUCAAUAAAGACCCGAGGUAUGCGUUUAAGGGUUAAAAUAUCUUUUAUAAAAACAAGAUAAAAUGAGCUGUGAAUCAAAAUACGAUAUUGACUUGUUUUCAGACAAUGCAUAUUGAAUAUACAGCAAGUGUAUUUUCUCUUGAUACAUUGGCAGAUUGUUUUCACUUGUUCUAAGCAUAAACCUCACUAACUUUAAGCUAGUUUUACUUUUAUUUUAAGGAAAAAAACAAGACAAAAAAUACUUAUAAAGAAUAUAUUUUUUGCAUGUAAGUAUUCUGUCAAUCAUGACUCUCAAAACAACCUCAGACGUGUCUGUCAGUCCUGAGACGCUUACAGGCCGUUUAUCUGGAAUGACAUCACCUCUAAAUGUGUGUGUGUGAGGAUUAAGAAGGUCGUCUGAGGGAGGAGGAGCUUGUGUUGUGUCUUUUCUUGUAAACUGUUUGUCAGGAAGUUCUCCUCAAAUACACAGUUGAGAUGGAGGAUCUGAUGGAGCGUUGUGAGGAUGAAGGAGCUCGACAGACAGACAGUUACGAUUUCAUCAUCGAUGAUCAGAGCUGUCAUACAAGUGGUCUGGAGGUGUGCGAUCGUCUGACGUUCCUGGAGCAGCGUGUUCAGAUGCAAGAUGACGAGGUCCAGCUGUUAAAGAUGACGAUGGCUGAUGUGCUGAAGAGACUGAACAUCUCAGAGGAGCAAACAGCAUCGCUCACAAAGAAAACUACAAAUAAAGCGGCUCGUCCGGCGUCUCUGACUCUUCCUCCUAAAGCAGCAUCAUCACUGAAGAAGAGCUUCAGCUCCACACUGCCCUCCUCACCAUCAACCAGGAACUACAACCCCUCACAGGCCAGCAGGAGAACUGGCAGUGCUAAAGACAGUCUGAGUGGUUCAACAAGUGGUAAAACUCAGACGACUACCUGCAAAAAACUAGAGACCAAACCAAAGGAAGCAAGUUCAAGCAUCGUAGGAUCAAGACGUGUGACUCACUAUAAAGAUCUGUCUGAGCCCCCUGUCAAGAAGGACUGGAUCUUCUGACCCUACAGCCCAAUAUGUUUCCCCCCGCGAGCGGACCGCCUGCAGUGAGAGCAGCUGUAGUAAAGAGUAAAACAGUAGAUGAGAGAAACUCUGCGUUUACUGUCCUCCUGCAGAAGAGUUCCUGUCAAACACCCGUCUCACCCCUCCUGACCCCAAACUACAAGAGUCCCAUUAAAUCACCCAGUCAGUACUUCCAGAUCUGUUACUGAACACAGCAAGAGUUUCAUCACAAAACAUUAAAUGAGUUGGAUUAGUAUUCAUUAGUUGCUCAUUGUCUGGAGAAUGAAGAAUGAUUUGCAGGCUAAUUAAUUAGUUUUGGAUGCAGAAUAAAAAAUACAAGUGAAAAUCAUGCUGUGGUUGAUAUUCUUUAAAUUACCAAUAUAUACUUCUCAGACAGACAGACAGACAGAUAGAUACAUACAUACAUAUGAUUGAUCAUUCUGCCAAACACUUACCAUAUGUGUGUUUCUUCAUCUUCAGGCUAUUUAAUCUCUCAGGAGUUGAUUUUCUUAAAACAAACAGAUUUCAAAUUUUUUUUGUCUCAUUAAAACUGAGUUGGAAACUUUUUACCAGGCCUUCAUAAUUUAUUUUUGGUACUUUUCAAAUUAUUUUAUGUCUAGAUUUGACUGUUUUAGACUUCAGACCCAGACUUCCUAAAUGAACCCUCCUAUAGUAUUGAAAAAUGGCACCUCCCUUUUUUGACCGGAACGGUCAGAUGAGUAUCCCUUUUUUUAAAAUGUUUUUAUUUUGAUGAUGAUAAUGAUACCAUUUCUUCUUCCCUGAAGGAAGAACAAUAACAUUCUGCAUUUCUUUUGGAAUUUUAUGCUAUUUUAAUCUUAUUUACAUGUACAUUUCUACAUUUUACCAUUCAUUUGCAUAUACAAAUAAGCUAAUUUUUGAAAAGAAAAACUAAAUUCAGAACCUAC